Messenger RNA from Rotaria sp. Silwood1, 2256 nucleotides. The record is from the annotation of a GenBank genome assembly. NCBI's taxonomy places the organism in Eukaryota, Metazoa, Rotifera, Eurotatoria, Philodinida, Philodinidae.
UCUAUUGUAUACUUUUUAUUGUUGUUUAUCGAAUAACAAAGAAGAUACAUCUUUAGUAAAAACUAUCGUAUAUCGAACUUCUCAACUAUUAUUAUAAUUAGUUGUACGGAUUCGUCUGAGGUUAAACAAUAAGAUAUACCAACUAUAGUUUUGAUGAUGAACAUAAGAAGAGAAGAAAAAAAAAAUUCUCGGUUAGAAUUAAAGAUCAUUAUUAAACGGAGAAUGUUAUAUUCUUACGGUAGGCUUGUAAUUCAAUAUCGUAAUUCCCUUUUUCCUGUUAAGUUACGUUUAACUUUAGCAAUUCUUUUUUUUUUAAAUGUAAAUUUAUCAUUCCUAAAAAAAAAUUGAUAUUUGAUAUCAAGAUUAUAGUAAAAAAUUCUCUAUAGAAGAUCUUUGCUUCAUUCUUAUUAUCUUCUAAUGAUACUAAAAUACUGAUAAAUAUAUGUUGACUUGCAUACUUUUGAGAUAAAACAUUCACUUUUAUUCUCAGAUAUAUUCUAACAAAUAUAAUAAUAUUAAUUUAUCAUUUCUUAAAUAUGAGAAAGACUAAUUUUUUUUUGUAUUUUGAAACUUUUCAUAGAGAAUAGAAAUAAUUAAUUAAUUCAAUUCUAUAUUUUAUUAGAAGCUGAAGAAUUAUCCAAAAAAUUUAUGGAACAAAAUAUUGAAUUACAACAUGAAAUUGAAACAUUUCGUUCUAAACUUGAUUAUAUUGUAACAUAUAUUAAUCAAAAAUUGGAUCAACAAAAAACAACAACAACAACAUUAUCAUCUUUAUCUAUACAUCAAUUAGUAUUUGAAACUAUGCAACAAACAGAAAGGAAAUUACUUGAAUUUAAAUUAAAAUUUAUUUCACAACAAGAAGAAAAUGAUCUUUUAAAAUAUUUAAUGGAAAAAUCACAAAAUAUAUCAGAUAUUGAACAAACAAAAUUAUUUUCUAUUAUUCAACAACGUUCACUUGAACGUGAAAUUGAUCUUGUUCGUCAAGAACUUGAAAUUACAGAGAAAAAAACUAUUCAAUUUGAACAAACAUUUGAUAAUUCAGAUGAAGGAAUUAAAUUUCAUAUGGAAAAUCUUAAAUUAAAAUGUGAUGUAUUACAUAAACAUAUUCUAACAUGUAGUCAACGAUUAGAUGAUAUUAAUAAACAAAAUCUUAUGAAAUUAACAAAUGAAAAUCAAAUAUUAAAGUAUAGACACAAACAAAAAAUAUUCGAAUUUUAUUUUUCCUAUGAUUUUUUUUUUUGCAAUAAAAAUAUUGAACUUGAAUUUGAAUUAUUACGUUUACGUGAACGCUAUAAUGAAUUAAUUGAACAUACAAAUACACUUAAAUAUGAAUUAAAUAAUGUACAAAAACAAUUACAUGAAAAAGAAAAAAUUGAACCAAAUUUAAAUGUUGUUUUGGAAAAAGAACGACGACGUGCAGAUGAAUUUGAAAAUGAUUAUAAAUCUUUAAAAAUAAAAUAUGAUGAUGUAUGUGAACGUAUUCGUAUAGCUACACAUCAAUUAGAACAUGUACAAAUUGUACUUGAAGAAACACCACGUCGUUGUGAACGAUUAGAAAAAGAAAAGUCUGAAAUUAAUGCUCAAUCUGAAUAUCUUUCACAAAAUGUUCUUAAUGUAACAUCAAAAUAUAAAGAUAAAUUAAAUAUAAUUAAAGUUCGUUGUGAUGGAAUACGAGAAAGUGUUAUAGUAACAAAAAUAUUUGAUGUUAAAAUUAUUCCAUCAGAUCAUUCAUUAUCGGAUGAAUAUGAAAAUCGAUAUUUAUAUGAAUUACAACAAGAACGAAAGGAAUUAAUGAGAAAGAUGCAAAAUGAAAAUGAACAAAUGCAACAAAAAUUAUCUGAAUCAAUGCGUCGUUCAACAAUUAAUUCAUUAGUACAAGAAAAUCCAACUAAUUAUACAUAUUCAAAUUCUCAAAUACAAACAAAUGUUUUAAGAUGUGCACAUUGUUUUGCACCUAAAUUAAAUGAUUUAUAUACACGAUUUUGUACGGAAUGUGGUCUAUCUUGGCAAAAACUAACUCAUAAUCCACCGGAUAAUUAUUCAACAAGAAUUCUAUGUCCUCAUUGUAAAUCAACAAAUCCAAUACAUUUACGAACAUGUUAUAUGUGUGAAAAUGUAUUAAUACCAACAUCGACAUCACCAGAAAAACGAACUUCAAUUUCAAUUCCAACAAUAUCAAAACAAACAAAUACAAUGAUGAUAACAUGUUCAAAAUGUUUUCGUUUAAAUAAUCCUAAUGCUCGUUUUUGUGAUUGA